Molecule: messenger RNA, 1949 nt
Organism: Nematolebias whitei (Rio pearlfish)
Lineage: Eukaryota; Metazoa; Chordata; Actinopteri; Cyprinodontiformes; Rivulidae
Gene: crtc1b
Product: CREB regulated transcription coactivator 1b
Exons: 14
Coding region: 39-1862 (607 amino acids)
Biological process (GO): positive regulation of transcription by RNA polymerase II; protein homotetramerization
Cellular component (GO): nucleus; cytoplasm
Molecular function (GO): cAMP response element binding protein binding
Source: RefSeq, a predicted model, not a curated record
GCGUAGCGUAACAUUCCAUUGAGAAGAAGAGGGGAAAGAUGGCGUCCUCUAAUAAUCCUCGCAAAUUUAGCGAAAAAAUCGCUUUGCAUAACCAGAAGCAGGCGGAAGAGACGGCCGCCUUCGAGGAGGUGAUGAAGGACCUGAACAUCACCAGAGCCGCGCGGUUGCAGUUACAGAAGACCCAGUAUUUGCAACUAGGGCAGAAUCGUGGACAGUACUAUGGAGGCUCACUGCCCAAUGUCAAUCAGAUUGGAAAUGGCAACAUUGACCUGCCUUUUCAGAACUCUGUGCUGGAUACCAGUCGGACAAAUAGACACCACGGGCUGGUGGACCGCGUUUACCGUGACCGGAACCGCAUCACAUCUCCUCACCGCCGCCCUCUGUCAGUUGACAAACACGGUCGCCAAAUUGAUAGCUGUCCUUACAGCUCAGUUUACCUCUCCCCACCGCCAGACACUAGCUGGAGAAGGACAAAUUCAGACUCCGCCUUACACCAGAGCGCCAUGAACCCGAAGCCCCAGGAGAUGUUUUCAGGGGGAUCACAGGAGCUGCAGCCUAAACGAGUGCUGCUGCUAUCGGUGCCUGGGACAGAAAAUUCAGAGUCUGAUACAGACAAGGAUGCUCAGAAACAGCUGUGGGAUGACAAAAAGGAUGACGCAUCAAAGCCUAAUGCAUGUGAUGUCCCAGGAAUCAAUAUAUUUCCAUCACCAGACCAGGAGUUGAAUCCAUCUGUAGUUCCAGCUGCUCACAACACUGGUGGUUCUCUGCCAGACCUGACUAACAUCCAGUUCCCACCUCCGCUUUCCACUCCACUCGACCCUGAGGACACCGUGUCCUUCCCCUCGCUUAACUCCGCCAACAGCACGGGCAGCCUGACCACAAACCUCACCCACCUGGGCAUCAGUGCUGCCAGCCAUGGGAUCCCCACUUCCUCUCAGCCUACCAUGACUGUAACGGCUCAGCGCAGACAGCCUCCUGUGGUACCGCUCACCCUCACCUCCGAACUCCACCUCCAACAGUCUCCACAGCAGCUCUCACCCACCCUCUCCUCACCCAUUAACAUCACACAGAUUGUGCAAGCUGAGACGCUAACCCUGGAACAGCAGCUUGCCCAGUAUCCCCUGUUCAACCACCUGACGCCUCAGGCCCAGGCACAGCUCCUGAGUGAUCUUCAGAAGCAGCAGGCUCUCCCACAGGGCAUUCAGCUUAUUGCUUUGCCAACCCCGGCCUCAUCUGGGACAGCCACAGCAAGCAGCCCGUCUCCAGACAGCCAGACCACCGCCAGCAUGAGUAUCAGCUCGUACCGCAAUCAGACUGGCUCACCAGCCACUCAGUCUCCAACCUCCCCAGUCUCCAAUCAAGGAUUCUCCCCAGGAGGCUCGCCUCAACACAUUCCUGUGGUGGGCAGCAUUUUUGGUGACUCCUUUUAUGAUCAGCAGCUGGCAUCGAGGCAGACCAACGCUCUUUCUCAUCAGCUCGAGCAGUUCAACAUGAUCGAAAGUCCCAUCAGCUCCUCCAGCCUGUACAACCAGUGCUCCACCCUCAACUACACACAGGCAGCCAUGAUGGGCCUCACUGGGAGCAGCCUACAGGACUCACAGCAGCUCAACUACAGCAACCAUGGCAACAUCCCAAACAUCAUCUUAACAGUCACAGGUGAAUCUCCGCCAAGUCUCUCCAAAGAGCUGACCAACUCUCUGGCCGGCGUUGGUGAUGUCAGCUUUGACGCAGACUCUCAGUUUCCUCUUGACGAGUUGAAGAUUGACCCGCUCACUCUGGAUGGACUGCACAUGCUCAACGACCCUGACAUGGUGCUGACUGACCCUGCCACCGAGGACACGUUCAGGAUGGACAGGCUGUAACGUGAUGAGCUGACUGAGGUUCGGAGCAAAGUGAGAGGAAAGGGGGGAAAAAAAAACACUUAACUUGUGAAUGAAGAGAAAUAAAGG